AUGCUACCCUUUGAUCCAUUAACGAAGACGAACAUCUUCCACUCCGAGCUCGUCACAAGGCACUUGGCUGCGAACUUCUUCCUCGUCGGUUUCGCUACUACGCUCGUUGUGUUACGGUUCAUCACGAGACGAAUCUGCGGGACUAAGAUAUGGUGGGAUGACUUUGCCGCAGUGGUUUCACUGAUCUUCACUAUCGGCAUGCUCGCAAUGCACAUCACAGAUGCGAAUUACGGGAUGGGAUACCAGACCAAAGAACUACCCAUUGCCAAUAGCAUCUUCCUAGCUAAGCUGCUCAUAGCUUACCAAGCUGUGUACUACGCCGCCGUCUCCAGCGUCAAGCUAUCCUACCUCUUGUUCUACUUACGCUUUUUCACACUCAAGGAACAUCGUAUCUGGGUUUGGAUAUGCAUGGGCUUGGUCGUAGCGUACUGGCUCGGUAGUAUGCUCGCGACUUUUCUUUUGUGUACGCCUCUCGAGGCGAACUGGAACCCUCUUUUGGCCAGAAAGUACUGCCCGGAUCACAAACACAGCACGGCAUUCGUUGCGACUGGCAUCUUCAACAUGAUAACCGAUCUGAUUAUCAUCCUGUUGCCCAUACCAUUCAUCCGAAAACUACAAAUGACUCGUGGUGCCAAGAUCGGCUUGGUGGCGAUUUUUGCAAUAGGUCUACUUGUUACGGCCAUUUCCAUCCUUCGUAUCGCCGUUAUCUUCGACCUCCUUCAUACCGCAGGCAACACUAAAAACCUACCCUACGCAAUGACCGACGCGGCUUUCUGGUCCGUCGCCGAGCCUGCUGUAGCCAUUAUCAACUGCUGCAUCAUGACUCUCCGCCCGCUCCUCAGACUGAUAUCUCCUACCCGUCUGUGGUUUUCCAACAGAGUCAGCCCCUCGGACGAAGUGAGCCAUCCUGCAACUAUCGGUGGGGGCUCUAAGCUGAGGAACAAGAUUGGAGAUGAGCAUGACGAGUACCCGAUUACUCUGGUAGAGGAUGGGUUGGUAGACACGGAAAUCGGACGUGUAGACAGUGGGGCUUGCCGGGGUUUACAUGGUUAUGCCGUCAGUGAGAAGAGUGGCGGAAGCAUGCCGACCGUGAAUGACGUAUCGAACUACUUGGGUAGAGAUUGA
This is a messenger RNA of Alternaria arbusti, 1125 nucleotides long. RefSeq lists its product as uncharacterized. The coding region runs from base 1 to 1125 and encodes 374 amino acids. The record is from RefSeq and is a predicted model, not a curated record. NCBI's taxonomy places the organism in Eukaryota, Fungi, Ascomycota, Dothideomycetes, Pleosporales, Pleosporaceae. The transcript has 4 exons.